AUGGAGAUGAUGCUUCUUUCUUUCGUUGGACUUGCUGUUCAGUCGCUUUGGGUUGAACAAGGGACAUGUGUGGUUUGGACAAAAGGGUCUUACUCUGAAAGAAACCAGACAAAUGGAGUUUUUGUCGCAGGGAUGUCCACAUGGACCCUGAAGUCUAGCCGGAUCCAAGAAAAAUUUGAUCCUUGUAGAUGGGAUAAGGGGUUUAUACCAAAAGCUGGUGCCUUCCUUCCUUUUGGUGCUGGAGGCCAUGGUGAAAAGGAGCAACACAGAGUGUCAAGUGAUGUACUUGCCUCACACUAG
This is a messenger RNA of Eruca vesicaria subsp. sativa (arugula), 300 nucleotides long. The record is from the annotation of a GenBank genome assembly. NCBI's taxonomy places the organism in Eukaryota, Viridiplantae, Streptophyta, Magnoliopsida, Brassicales, Brassicaceae.